AUGCUGAACCACGAGGUCCCACAUUCGGCGUCUGAGGUGCCGAAUCAGGCACCUGAGGCGCAGCAUUCGGCGCCCGAGGCGCAGCAUUCGGCGCCUGAGGUCCCACAUUCGGCGGCUGAGGUGCCGAAUCAGGCGCCUGAGGCGCAGCAUUCGGCGCCCGAGGCGCAGCAUUCGGCGCCUGAGGUCCCACAUUCGGCGGCUGAGGUGCCGAAUCAGGCGCCUGAGGCGCAGCAUUCGGCGCCUGAGGCGCAGCAUUCGGCGCCUGAGGUCCCACAUUCGGCGGCUGAGGUGCCGAAUCAGGCUCCUGAGCCGCAGCAUUCGGCGCCUGAGGCGCAGCAUUCCGCGCCUGAGGUCCCACAUUCGGCGGCUGAGGUGCAGAAUCAGGCGCCUGAGGCGCAGCAUUCGGCGACUGAGGCGCAGCAUUCGGCGCCUGAGGUCCCACAUUCGGCGGCUGAGGUGCAGAAUCAGGCGCCUGAGGCGCAGCAUUCGGCGACUGAGGCGCAGCAUUCGGCGCCUGAGGUCCCACAUUCGGCGGCUGAGGUGCAGAAUCAGGCGCCUGAGGCGCAGCAUUCGGCGCCUGAGGUGCAGCAUUCGGCGCCUGAGGCGCCGAAUCGGGCGCCUGAGGCGCCGAAUCGUGCACCUUGCUGCCGCUGCCUCCGCUGGCUGCUGCGGGCUGCUGGAUGCUGA
Messenger RNA from Chlorella variabilis, 687 nucleotides. RefSeq lists its product as hypothetical. The coding region runs from base 1 to 687 and encodes 228 amino acids. The transcript is spliced from 7 exons. Lineage: Eukaryota; Viridiplantae; Chlorophyta; Trebouxiophyceae; Chlorellales; Chlorellaceae. The record is from RefSeq and is a predicted model, not a curated record.